Molecule: messenger RNA, 2364 nt
Organism: Triticum urartu
Lineage: Eukaryota; Viridiplantae; Streptophyta; Magnoliopsida; Poales; Poaceae
Source: RefSeq, a predicted model, not a curated record
CCCGGGCGAGGGACAGGCCAGGCGGGCGUGCAGUAGCCGACAAGCAGCGCGCGCGCACCCGUUUGCUCCAGCUUUCCUCCUCGCCCCGCGCCCGGCUGCCAGGCACUACCCCGCGCUGCCGCCUAGUACCGCGGCAUUUCCGUUUGCACCGUCCGCUUUUCUCCUCCGUACUCCCUGCUGUCGCUCCGGGGCAGUUUCCCUUCCCAGCGCUUCCGUCCUCUCGCUCCCCCUCUCGCUCGCCGUGCGCGUCGUCGUCCUCGUCGAUCGUUGUGGCCGCGGUGGCCGCCAUGGCCGGGCGUGGGGCUUCCUGGGGCGUGAUCAGGGCGGCGGCGGUGCUGGCCCUAGCUGUGGCCGUGCUGGGAGGGGUCGUGGCUUCGGCGUCCAGGGCGGAGCAUGUUUCUUCCCGCGCCGAGGAAUUGAAGGCUCUGAUGGCCAUCAAGGCGGCGCUCCAUGACCCGGACGGAAUUCUCGGAGACUGGAUCGUCACUGCCGGCCGUCACCGGUGCCGGUGGACGGGGGUCACAUGUUCCGUCGGCCGUAUCGACUCACUACAACUGCAGAACAUGGGCCUGGCCGGCACACUCUCGCCGGCGAUCGGGAAGCUGCGGCGACUGCGCAAUCUGUUAUUGCACCAUAACUCAAUCUCUGGCCCUAUUCCCGACGCCAUUGGAGGGCUGCCGCUGCUACGACAUCUUUCCCUGUCAAACAAUCAGCUCAACGGCACGAUACCUGACUCGCUGAUCAAUUCUAGCAGCCUCUUCGUCAUGGAUCUGUCCUUCAACAACCUGAGCGGCACGGUGGAGGCUUUCAACAUAAGGAAUGUACUCGUUUCCGGAAAUCCGCUGUUACGUUAUCCCGGUUGCGGAGGAAGUUGCGCCGCCUCCACAGUUUUGCAGCAAGAGAUCACUGUCCCCGCACUAGACCCGCCCACUCACUCACAAAGCGUUGCAGCAACCAUCAAAUUGGUGGUGAUCUGCGUAUCAAUUGGCUCUGUGGUAACUGUCGCCUUAUUUGGAGUCUUCGAGGCUACUCAGCAGUGGCGUAGGCGGCGCCUCCGGAUAUUUGCUGAGAUAGAUGGUAACCACGUGCUCUCCAAUGCUGUGGGUAAAUGUUUUCCAGACAAAAAGAACUCAGAAGUAAGCCAUGGUCAUCUGAAGAUGUACACGCUCAAGGAUAUCAAACAAGCUACCAACAGCUUCCACCCAAAUAACAUCUUGGGGCAUGGAGGAUUUGGGAUAGUAUACAAGGGUAUUUUGCUUGAUGGCACCAUUGCAGCUGUGAAAAGGUUGAGGGAAUUUGUUUCUGCUGGUGAAGUUCAAUUCCACACAGAAGUUGAAGUCAUGAGCUUGGUUGUUCACCGCAACCUCAUUAAUCUAAUUGGGUUCUGCUCUGAAGAUAAUGAGAGGAUCCUUGUAUACCCUUACAUGCUAAAUGGAACUGUUGCUUCCAAAUUACAAGCAUAUGUGAGCGGAAGACCUGCGUUAGACUGGGCAGGGAGAAAGAAGAUUGCGCUUGGCGCGGCGCGAGGGCUCGCCUAUUUGCAUGAGCGGUGUGAUCCAAGAAUAAUCCAUCGCGACAUAAAAGCGUCCAAUAUUCUUCUUGAUGAACAUUUUCAAGCGAUAGUCUCCGAUUUUGGGCUGGCAAAGCUCUUGGGUCAAGGGCAGUCCCAUGUUUUCACAGCAAUCCGUGGGACAUUUGGGCGUAUCGCUCCUGAGUAUCUGUUGACAGGUGAAUCAUCGGAUAAGACCGAUGUUUUCGCGUAUGGACUCUUGUUGAUCGAGCUAAUGACUGGUCGAAAAAGGUUGGACGUUAAUCCGGAUGAGUUUGAGAAGGGAGGAGUGGUUGAUUGGGCAAGGCAGCUCCUUAACGAUGGCCUGCUGAGCUCGUUCGUGGACGAGAGGCUGAAGUACAACUACAACUACGCCGAGGCGGAGGAGAUGGUCCAGCUAGCCUUGCUCUGCACAAUGUACAGGGCAGCCCACCGCCCAAGGAUGUCUGAAGUCGUCAGGAUGCUGGAGGGAGAUGGGUCGGUCGCGGGGAGAUGGGAGAGAUUGAAGGAUGUCAAGGCACCGGAGCACGGAAUGGAAACCCCCAAGAUUGUGCUGUCUCCUGCGCAUUACAGUGAACAGGAGCAUAACUCCGUGGAGCUGGAGGCAGUUCAGCUCUCUGGGCCAAGGUGAUCUCGUAACCAUUUGACAUGCCAGGGAACAUAUCUGGGUUUCCCACCCGUUUACCGUGAUGCCGCGCUCCCGCCCGUCGGAAAGACUUGCGAUGGUCAUAAACGUUUUCUGAAACGACUUGGAUUGAUGAACCAUGCAUGACAUAAUAAUUUAGCGCCUGUCAAUAAAUCUCUGAGGAGACACA